This is a messenger RNA of Glarea lozoyensis ATCC 20868, 411 nucleotides long. RefSeq lists its product as uncharacterized. Lineage: Eukaryota; Fungi; Ascomycota; Leotiomycetes; Helotiales; Helotiaceae. The transcript has a single exon. The record is from RefSeq and is a predicted model, not a curated record. The coding region runs from base 1 to 411 and encodes 136 amino acids.
AUGUCGGGCUAUUACUAUCACAACCGCAACAUGGGACCACCCCCACAACCACAACGCAGAUACGAGCCUUUCUCUAAUGCCUACACCGGUCGCCUCACUUCCAACUCGAUGUUAAUGCACGGCUUUCCUAACGGUCCACCUAUUGCAAAUCCUAGAGCACGUCUUGAGCAGAUGGGUUUCACAGACUCACAAGGUAAUGGCAGCUCGCAAAGCAUCAGAGGCUCGCAACAACAACAAAUACGUCAGCUUGAGCAGCGAUUGGCCGAGAACCGUCGUCAGGCGGCGAUUGUUCAACAGCAGAUUAAUCAAAUGAUGAGACGUCAGUGCUUGUAUGGUGGGAGUAAAUGCUCAGGAAGAGGAGUAUUUAUGAGGAAUUGGAGACAUCUUAUUGCAGCUUGCUUGGCUCCUUGA